CUAUUACUACUAGUAAUGCCGGUUGUAUGUGAAACUGUGAAAGUAGAUUGCUCAAGUUAGCCGGAACAGCUCCAGUUGUGAGGUAGCUUAGGCUCAGAUAUCUGAUUUUCCUCUGUAAUCUUGCCUAGAUUUGUGUAUGGUAUAAAAUCAUGAAUGAUCCUCAUAAUCGAAGUCGUGUUCCCAGAGGUGAUGAUGAUGAUGAUGAUGAAGAUCCAGUGGAGAAAAUGAUAAGCAAGACUGGAUGCCUGGAAAAACAUUAUGCAAUUCAGUUUUGUAUGGCAGAUCAUAAAGAUUGGCGCAAAUGUCAGAGUGAGGUUAAAGAUUUCCAAUCCUGUAUUCAAGAUUACAAUAGAAGAAAGAAAGAUGAAAACUGAUACAGUAGUAUGAUUUCCAUCUACAUUCCAUACUACGUUAUUUAAAGACUUUAUACAAAUCACCUCUUUGGUAGUUGAAUCUUCAGCUUUAGAGUACAGUAGUCAUUGGAGUGUAUUACAUUUUUAUUCCAAUUCAUAACCCUCAAAAUAUUGUAGAGGGCCUGUAAAGCAAUGGAUUCUAACAAGAAAUCUGCUGAUGCAUCAAGUAUUAUGAACAUUACAUUAAUGGCAACCUGCUUCCUAGCGGGUAUAUAUGUUGGUCGCAAGCUGAGUAAUACUGUCAGGAGAGUGUCAUCUUUAAUAUCAGUUGGCCCAAGCAAAUUGGCUCUGGUUGUCCGAAGUGAUCUAAAAAUGGGUCGAGGAAAAAUUGCUUCUCAGUGUUGCCAUGGAACUAUUGCAGCGUAUUUAAAGAUGCAAGAAAACAACCCCAAACUCUUGCAAGCAUGGUUAGAUUCUGGGCAGCCAAAAGUAGUGUUAAAAGCAGCUGACUUGAAUCAACUUCAUGAGUUAUCAAAGAUUUGGCAGGAAAAUCUACACUGGAUGAUUAUUGGGAACAUCUUAAUGAAUUUCAGAGUAGGUCUUUCUCGUUUUAUGUUCAGCUGCAUGGAAUUUAUUCUGCAAUUUUUUUUCUUUUUUUACUUCCAAGUCGCUUGCAUAUCUUUCUUGCACUCAUUCAGGAUGCAGGCAGAAACUCAGAUUGCACAAGGCUCUGAAACUGUAUUAGCAGUAGGUCCUGGGACUGUGAAAGAUGUAGAUAAAGUUACAGGAAAACUCCAAUUAUUGUAAUGCAUUAUCUUGUUAAAUACAUAUUUUUAAGUCUCUCAGGUCAUGUGCACACAUGGUAAACAAUUUGUAUUUAAAUAAAAAUUAAAACUACAAA
Messenger RNA from Macrobrachium nipponense, 1254 nucleotides. RefSeq names its product peptidyl-tRNA hydrolase 2, mitochondrial-like. The record is from RefSeq and is a predicted model, not a curated record. Gene Ontology annotation, cellular component: cytosol; mitochondrion. Bases 546 to 1160 code for a protein of 204 amino acids. NCBI's taxonomy places the organism in Eukaryota, Metazoa, Arthropoda, Malacostraca, Decapoda, Palaemonidae. Gene Ontology annotation, molecular function: peptidyl-tRNA hydrolase activity. The transcript is spliced from 6 exons.